Messenger RNA from Puccinia triticina, 855 nucleotides. RefSeq lists its product as uncharacterized. The coding region runs from base 1 to 855 and encodes 284 amino acids. Lineage: Eukaryota; Fungi; Basidiomycota; Pucciniomycetes; Pucciniales; Pucciniaceae. Gene Ontology annotation, molecular function: RNA binding. The transcript is spliced from 4 exons. The record is from RefSeq and is a predicted model, not a curated record.
AUGUUGGUGCUUAUAUUUGAUCCGACAAGGAAACAGACCCGCAGCAACAAUCAUGCAAAUGAGAAAGAAAUCUAUAUUACUUUUCUCAGUAAAUUUGUUCAAGAAGAUGAUCUAAAAAAGCUCUUUGCUCAACAGUUUGGAGAAAUCAAAGGUGUGAGAGUGGUUUUAGAUCAGGCCGGCCAUUCCAAGGGGUUUUCAUUUGUUGAAUUCAAAACCAAGAUGUCAGCCAAGGCUGCACUUACCAUGAAUAACGUAGAACUGAAAAAGAGAAGGAUUGGUGUCACAAUCUCAAGCGGCAAAGGGCCCUCCUUGGCCCGAAAGCACACAGCAUUCAAAGAUGAAGCAAAACUAAGCUUGACUACUGACCAUCAAAGCCGAAGUGUGAAAGUUUCGAAUAUAGUAGAUGGGACUCAAGAAGCCUUAAUUCAACAAUCCUUUGAACAAUUUGGCAAGGUUCUAAAGACAAUCACCUAUCCUGAAAAGAACAAGGCCUUGGUAGAGUUUGCGCUUGAGAAAGAUGCUGGACAAGUCUUUUUGCAUAAAGAACCGAUUUUAAUCAAUGGGCAGAAGGUGGAGGUUUCAGUUCCGACCACCUCUAUUAAAGGUGGUUUGGCUGCCUCAAGUUCGUUCACACCUCUGUUACCUUGCUCAACCAUCAAGGGUCAGAAGUCGCGGAUCGGACUGGGACAUAGUGCUCGACCAGCGACCAAGGCUCCGGCAGCUAGGAGCAAAGUUGAACUUGAUGACCAACAAAACAGUUCUUCAAAAGAUGUGGAAAUGACCAAUCGGAAUCAACCUACCUCUUUUAAAGCUGGAACUAAAACUCAAGACAAUUUUUGGAAAAUUUUGGGUUGA